ACAGGGUAGAGGAAGUGCAUGCGGAAGAUCACGAGGAUGACGCGCUGUGUUUAGUUGUGGACGCUGGCUAAUAUCUGUUGUUUCUAUUAUAUGUACUGUUGUGUAGGAAUACAGCUGUGUAGGUACACGUGUGUGAUCCUCCCGUGUGUGAUCCGUUCCGAGUUGCAAUCCACCCGUUUGUAUCGGUGAGGAUUAUAUUUGCACCUUGCAACAGUCUGUUGUUUGUAAACAGUUGGUUUACAAUGUUCAAACUAUAACCCAUUGACUAAUAAAGAGAGAUUGGGACCUCGAACUCUUUUGGUGAAGAUGCCUAUCCGUAACCUCGUGUCUAACGGGGACACCGCCGACAAAGUGAGGUACUCCCGGCUCCCCAGUCAUGAUGACGGCUACAUUGAUCUGCAGUUCAAAAGAAGCCCGCCUAAAGUCCCCUACAAGGCCAUUGCCCUCGCCACAUUCCUGUUCCUGAUUGGGUCGUUGCUGAUCGUCAUUGGCUCCCUGUUGUUGGCGGGGUACUUUGGUGUCACAAACAGCGACCGGACUGUUCCCGUCCUGAUCAUCGGGAUCCUGGUGUUCCUGCCCGGGUUUUACCACCUCCGGAUCGCCUACUAUGCAUCAAAGGGUUACCGUGGUUACUCGUAUGACGACAUUCCGGACUUUGACGACUGAGCCCUUUUAGUCUCAGGAUCCUGGCUCUCCCGUGGACCUGAACUAGGGCCCGCUGCUGGCUGUUAUAACAGGAUAGAUAUAGUCCAUUAUGUAGCUCUAUGGUGGACGGGUAGAUGCACAUGGUUCACCCCUGCAGCGUUGUUUUAUACCUUAUUUCAGAUCAAGUCCAAAGAACCUUAUGGGUUUUAAGGCAGUUAAAUGUGAUUUAUUAUCUUUUGUGUUUUUGUCUGCAGGCCAAAUACAUGACCGUUGAAAUGUUAGUAAGUUAAAAGUAUUAGUGGUGGCUUUGCACUUACAGCGAUGGCUUGCACACAAGUUUGGCCAUUGUUUUCUGCCUCAGUUUAAUUUAAUAAAACCUAAAAAUAA
Gadus morhua (Atlantic cod) is the source of this 1032-nucleotide messenger RNA. RefSeq names its product transmembrane protein 230b (gene tmem230b). Bases 307 to 666 code for a protein of 119 amino acids. The record is from RefSeq and is a predicted model, not a curated record. Gene Ontology annotation, biological process: synaptic vesicle transport. The transcript is spliced from 3 exons. Gene Ontology annotation, cellular component: endomembrane system; synaptic vesicle. NCBI's taxonomy places the organism in Eukaryota, Metazoa, Chordata, Actinopteri, Gadiformes, Gadidae.